Hymenoscyphus albidus is the source of this 470-nucleotide messenger RNA. The record is from the annotation of a GenBank genome assembly. Lineage: Eukaryota; Fungi; Ascomycota; Leotiomycetes; Helotiales; Helotiaceae.
UCUCAAGGCAGACUCUCUUUGGGUGUCAACCAAGAUCAAGCGCAAGAACGUGUCAUAAUCGAUAAGGCUACCCAACAAGAAUGCAGGAAGACGAGCAAGCGGGAAGCGAGGUACGAAUUCCCCUGUUGUAUCAUUUAAACCCCUAUCACUCAAUAACGAAAAUAAAACCAGAAGAUUCAGGUGCCAGAGCAUCGCUCUCAUGUCUCGCCGCCUGACAACCCCACUGAAGUUUGUUAUUAAUGUCUUUGAGAUGCAAUUGAUACUAAAAAGCAUAGAACGCUUCCAAAUACCAGAUAGGCGAUGAGGUGCUCCUCAAUCUCGGAAAACCACGAGGUUCUUUCAAGGUUGAAAUUGUGGGUGUCAGGAAGCAUGAAGAAUCGAGACUAUAUCAGUACCAAGUGAAGCAGGGCGAAGAGCCUUACAACAAUGGAGAGUGGGUUGAGCAGAAAAGGUUGAAGUGGCCGCAUUAA